Molecule: messenger RNA, 1035 nt
Organism: Budorcas taxicolor (takin)
Lineage: Eukaryota; Metazoa; Chordata; Mammalia; Artiodactyla; Bovidae
Gene: ANGPTL7
Product: angiopoietin like 7
Exons: 5
Coding region: 1-1035 (344 amino acids)
Source: RefSeq, a predicted model, not a curated record
AUGCUGAAAAAGACUCUCUCGGCCGUGGCGUGGCUCUGCAUUUUCCUCGUGGCCUUUGUCAGCCACCCAGUUUGGCCACAGAAGCCCCCUAAGCGCAAGACCCCGGCAGAGCUCACCGCAGCCACCUGCUGUGAGGAGGCAAAGGCGCUCCAGGCCCAGAUCACCAACCUGAGCAGCCUGCUGAGCGACCUGGGCAAGAAGCAGGAGAGGGACUGGGUCAGCGUGGUCAUGCAGGUGAUGGAGCUGGAAAGCAGCGCCAAGAGCAUGGAGACGCGGCUCACUGAGGCCGAGAGCAAGUACUCCGAGAUGAACAACCAGAUCAGCAUCAUGCAGCUGCAGGCAGCGCAGACGGUCACCCAGACCUCGGCAGAUGCCAUCUACGACUGCUCAUCCCUCUACCAGAAGAACUACCGCAUCUCUGGAGUAUAUAAGCUUCCUCCUGACGACUUCUUGGGCAGCCCUGAACUGGAGGUGUUCUGUGACAUGGAGACUUCAGGUGGCGGCUGGACCAUCAUUCAGAGACGCAAGAGUGGCCUCGUCUCCUUCUACCGGGACUGGAAGCAGUACAAGCAGGGCUUUGGCAGCAUCCGUGGGGACUUCUGGCUGGGCAACGACCACAUCCACCGGCUCUCCAGGCGGCCCACCCGGCUGCGUGUGGAGAUGCAGGACUGGGAGGGCAACAUGCGCUACGCCGAGUACAGCCACUUUGUUCUGGGCAACGAACUGAAUAGCUACCGCCUCUUCCUGGGGAACUACAGCGGCGACGUGGGGAAUGACGCCCUCAUCUAUCACAACAACACAGCCUUCAGCACCAAGGACAAGGACAACGACAACUGCCUGGACAAGUGUGCCCAGCUCCGCAAAGGUGGAUACUGGUAUAACUGCUGCACAGACUCCAACCUCAAUGGCGUCUACUACCGCCUCGGGGAGCACAACAAGCACCUGGAUGGCAUCACCUGGUAUGGCUGGCACGGCUCCAGCUACUCCCUCAAACGAGUGGAGAUGAAAAUCCGCCCGGAAGACUUCCAGCCAUAA